UUUACAUUCAGGAAAUAUAUUGUAUUUGAUGAAUGGUCUAUUAGUGACCUUGGAUUUUGUGGGCCAGCUGAUAAAUCAUCAAAAUGUAUAUAUGGAAAUCUUCCUUACAUAGCACCAGAAGUUAUUAUUGGAAAGGAAUAUACUUUUAAAUCUGAUAUUUAUAGUAUUGCAAUGCUUAUGUGGGAAAUUUCAUCUGGGCAACCACCAUUUGUUAAUCAU
Molecule: messenger RNA, 219 nt
Organism: Rhizophagus irregularis DAOM 181602=DAOM 197198
Lineage: Eukaryota; Fungi; Glomeromycota; Glomeromycetes; Glomerales; Glomeraceae
Source: RefSeq, a predicted model, not a curated record